AUGUUACUAUUGAUCAUUUUUAUUAGCAUACUUAUAUAUCCAAUCGAUAAUUUAAUAAAAGGUUCACUGUCUCCGAAUACUGAAUCUGAAACAUCUGUUGAUACUACAUUACAACGCCCUCUAAAAAAAGAUGGUACAGUAGUUAAUACUGUGGAUAUAUUAAUGUCUCUUUUUCUAGGACAACCGGCUGUUAUUGAAGGACAGUUUAUAAUAGCCGAAGGCAAUUCAGAUCAUUUAUUUCGACCAUCUGAUUUUCUGAAAGAAGAAGUAGUUCAACUUGGCGAAGCUGAGACUAAAGAUACAAAAAAUGACGACAAGGUUAGUCAUUCGUAUGAUACCAUAAAUCCAUCUUUACCACAUAUUCGAAUAAUUCAAGGUCAUUUUAUUUAUUAUAAUAACGAUUCUGAUGAACACUUAUUUGAUGAAGAGGAAGAUUUUACAAAACAUGAUACUAUCUUAAACUGA
This is a messenger RNA of Adineta steineri, 465 nucleotides long. The record is from the annotation of a GenBank genome assembly. NCBI's taxonomy places the organism in Eukaryota, Metazoa, Rotifera, Eurotatoria, Adinetida, Adinetidae.